Molecule: messenger RNA, 2674 nt
Organism: Apodemus sylvaticus (European woodmouse)
Lineage: Eukaryota; Metazoa; Chordata; Mammalia; Rodentia; Muridae
Gene: Tbx4
Product: T-box transcription factor 4
Exons: 7
Coding region: 104-1462 (452 amino acids)
Biological process (GO): angiogenesis; regulation of transcription by RNA polymerase II; positive regulation of DNA-templated transcription
Cellular component (GO): nucleus
Molecular function (GO): RNA polymerase II cis-regulatory region sequence-specific DNA binding; DNA-binding transcription factor activity, RNA polymerase II-specific
Source: RefSeq, a predicted model, not a curated record
CAAGCCUUCCGGAACCCUUCUGCUCAGGGUCCCAGCUUGCUGUGGGGUUUGCCAGCUUGUGGAGACCUUUAUUUUUUCAGGAAGUCCUACCCUACCCAGGAGGAUGUUCCCCAGCUACAAGGUAAAAGUCACAGGCAUGAACCCCAAGACCAAGUAUAUACUGCUCAUUGACAUCGUCCCCGCAGAUGACCAUCGCUACAAGUUCUGUGACAACAAAUGGAUGGUCGCAGGGAAGGCUGAGCCGGCCAUGCCAGGGAGGCUUUAUGUGCACCCGGAUUCUCCUGCCACUGGGGCUCACUGGAUGCGGCAGCUGGUCUCUUUCCAGAAGCUGAAGCUGACAAACAACCACCUGGACCCCUUUGGCCAUAUCAUCCUCAACUCGAUGCACAAGUACCAGCCGCGUCUGCACAUCGUCAAGGCCGACGAGAACAAUGCUUUUGGCUCCAAAAACACAGCCUUUUGCACCCACGUGUUCCCAGAGACCUCCUUCAUCUCGGUGACCUCCUACCAGAACCACAAGAUUACACAGCUGAAAAUUGAAAACAACCCUUUUGCCAAGGGAUUCCGGGGUAGCGACGACAGUGACCUGCGUGUGGCCCGGUUGCAGAGCAAGGAGUAUCCGGUGAUCUCCAAGAGCAUCAUGAGGCAGAGGCUCGUUUCCAGCCAACUCUCAGCUAAGCCGGAUGUCAGCCCCCUGCACAGCGCCCACCAGGCCCUGCAGCACUACCAGUAUGAGAAUGGGGCCCACAUGCAGUUUGCUGCUGCAGAGCCCCAGGACCUGCCCCUCAACACUUUCCCAACGCAGAGGGACUCCAGCCUCUUCUACCACUGCUUGAAGCGUAGAGACAGUGCCCGUCACCUGGACUUGCCCUGCAAGCGAUCCUACCUGGAAACCCCCUCUUCAGUGGGGGACGAUCACUAUUUCCGUUCUCCUCCUCCCUACGACCAGCAGAUGCUGAGCCCUUCUUAUUGCAGUGAGGUGACCUCCAGAGAAGCCUGUAUGUACUCGAGUUCAGGGCCUGAGAUCGCAGGGGUGCCUGCGGUGGACGACCUGCCCCCACCCCCACUGAGCUGUAACAUGUGGACGUCGGUGUCGCCGUACACCAGCUACAGUGUUCAGACCGUGGAGACUGUGCCGUACCAGCCCUUCCCCGCACACUUCACCGCCACCACAAUGAUGCCUCGGCUGCCCGGCAUCUCCACCCAGAGCGCCCAGCCACCAGGAAAUGCCCAUUUUAGUGUGUACAAUCAGCUAUCCCAGUCUCAGGUCCGAGAGCGGGGGCCCUCUGCUUCCUUCCCGAGAGAGCGUGGCCUCCCUGCCAUGUGUGAGAGGAAACCACCCUCACCUCACCUGAACACUGCCAACGAGUUCCUCUACUCGCAGAGCUUCUCCUUGGCCCGGGAGUCAUCCUUACAGUAUCAUUCAGGAAUGGGAACUGUGGAGAACUGGACUGAUGGAUGACAUGCUACCUGUAUCCUUGAGAGCCCCAGCCCCAGGACCAUGUCACUCUAGUAUUAACCUCCGUGGGUGGCCAGCACUGCUAAGAAACAUGGAAAGGUAUUUUAGAAAGUGUGUGUGUGUGUGUGUGUGUGUGCGCGCGUGUGUGCAUGAGUGCUUGAACUUCUACACACAUGUAGUCGGAGAGCAUCUGUCUUCUGACAUGCAGCUAAGGUCAAAACAAGAAAAAAAUGCAAUUAUCUAAGAAGUAAUUUUGGCUGCAGGAGCUGAGUCCACUGUUAGCUGCCAUCUAUCUCUUGACGUGCCCUGGGUGGGAUAGAAGAGGAGGGCUCAGGAGUCACCUAGAGCUUUCUGAAAUAUACUCUGAUUUUACUCAGGGGGCAAGUGAGAUCUCUGGUGCAGGGAGGGCCUUUCUUUUGCUUGGGUGGGGGUGGGGACAUGCUUACCAUCGAGUCCCUGGCCUUCUACCUGCAAGGGGAGCUGUUACUUUUGGGGACAGGAGCACCCCCUUCCCUUAGCUUCUGGAGAUUGUGUGAGACUACCUGAGCCUUCGAGUGCUUUGAGAGUGGAGUUGGCCUGGACUUGGCUUCUUGAAGCUCGAGGGUCUGCAGCGGGACUUUCAAGAAGAGUCACGUGCUGAAUGUCACCUCCUGAUGCUUAUUUUUCCCUUGAGGAAGGGAAAGUGUCACCAGCAGUAUCGCUGUACUUAUUCAAGCUUCCCCAUAAAGGACAGAGUCCCUCCCCUCCCAGUCCCAGCACAUGGCCUCUCAGCCUGGGAGACACCAUCUGCAUCCUGUGAUGGGCCGUCAAACACCCCUUACCUGCCAACGUCCCUUGGAGAUCUCACUGGACUGAUGUUACACAUCUGCUGGACUGUUCUGCUCCCAGAAAAUUUACAUACAUCCCUGGAGCAAGGACAUGGCAGAAGAAUAUGGACGACGGAGAGAAAUUACUUCAGUGUUCAAGCUCGGAGGAGCUUACCAUUCCUUCAGAAUUGGGAGGAGAAUGCACACUCCUCGGUCCAUUAGCAUCACAUGUCACCAGAACGUCAGGGUGGCCGGUACAAACUCUAAAUCAGAAUUUGGAAAUCACUAAACUCUUUGCAUGCUGAAUAGCUAUUUAUAUAUUAUAUAAAUAAAUAUAUAAAUAAAUAUAUAUCUCACAAAUGCGGGCCACAUGUCAAAUUCAGCUUUGCUUUUUACAAAUAAACUUACU